Mizuhopecten yessoensis (Yesso scallop) is the source of this 8265-nucleotide messenger RNA. RefSeq names its product NEDD4-like E3 ubiquitin-protein ligase WWP1. Gene Ontology annotation, molecular function: protein binding; ubiquitin protein ligase activity. Gene Ontology annotation, biological process: ubiquitin-dependent protein catabolic process. Lineage: Eukaryota; Metazoa; Mollusca; Bivalvia; Pectinida; Pectinidae. The record is from RefSeq and is a predicted model, not a curated record. The coding region runs from base 394 to 3000 and encodes 868 amino acids. The transcript is spliced from 20 exons.
ACAUAAAGAGUUGAUCACACAAGAUGGCUUCCACUGGAUCUGCCUUCUGGAUUAUUUUUGAUUUCUGAGAAGUUAUUUUGAAACAUCAGAAAUUGCAUUUGGAACAUAUACAUGUAGUGUCUCCCCCAUUUGAGUUGCUGUGAUUGACAGAACUGCUGUCGGUAUAUAUUCAUGCGAUUGGUAGAUCCUCAAGUCGGCUAUGUUUGUUUACACCUGUGACGAUGCGUAAGGACACACCUGUGACUUUCCACCUGUACUGUUAUGUACGAAACUCUAAUCUAUACCUACUCAGUGAUGCUUUACCAUGACUUAGCAGCAUUGAAAAACAUGUACCCAGUACUGAUGGGCUGGUGUAUCUAUUUAUAUACAGAUAUCCUUAUGUGCUAGAUCAUUAUGGGAGAAGCAGCAUCGGCAUCAGCAGGUCAAGCACAGUUUUCUCAACUUCAAGUCACAGUACAAUCAGCUAAAAUAACCGCAAGCAGUGGUCUGCUCGCCUCCAAACCUGACACAUUUGCAGAAGUAAGCGUUGACGGACAACCACCAAGAAAAACAGAUGUCUCGAAGAAAACUUCUACUCCGAAAUGGGAAGAGGACUUCACAUUAUUGGUCACUCCAUAUUCAAAGAUUGAGAUAAAGGUGUUCAGUCAGAACACUAUACGUGCACCCACACUAAUAGGAUCAAAUACCAUAGAGCUACACGCCAUCCUACUGGAGAACCAUGGCAAAUUAAGUCAUACGGGCAAGGUAUUUGAGGUUACCCAUGAGGGUAAAGGUAAAACUGGUGAUGUAAACUUAGAAUUUCAUGGGAUGGAGGUUAAUAUGACCCGAUUUCCACGCCGAAACAUCAGCAGAAACUCACAGGCACAGGCUAAUGGGCAGGUCCCAAGUAGCGGGUCUGGUAGUCACAGUAGCAGUACCCAUGGUAACAGCCGCAACCGCACCCGUAACACUCGUGGUCCUGCCCCUCCUGUACCCCCGCCCCCAAACCGUGCGCUGGGCUCCAAUCCCCAGGGGGCUGGUUCCCCCGCUGCCAGCGCUGCCAAUCCUAAUAGAAGAGCAGUUAUAGGUACAACCUCACCUCCAAGCUAUCCCUCAGGUGGUAACACCACGGCCCCCACACCAACCUCACAACAAAAUGGGGUUGUUCCCAAUGCAACCUCAGGGUCAGGGGCCGCAGGGGUUGCAUCCUCUACACCUUCAGCAGGAGGCCCUACACCAGUGGGUCCUCCGCCAGGAACGCCUCCCGUAGACCAGGAGCCAAGCAACGAACCACUUCCCCCUGGAUGGGAGAUGAGAACAGACGGACACUCGCGGCCGUAUUAUGUGGACCACAAUACACGCACCACAACAUGGGAGCGGCCUCAGGCUCUGCCGCCAGGCUGGGAGAGGAGGGUAGACCCCCGGGGCAGGGUGUACUAUGUUGAUCAUAACACUCGCACGACCACAUGGCAACGCCCAAAUAUAGACAUGGUUAACAACUACCAGCAGUGGCAAGAGUGGCGUAACAACCGCUCUAUAGCCCUGGAGCAACUGCAGAACCGUUUCCUGUUCCCCAACCCAGCACAAGUCACCCAGGAGAACGACCCCCUGGGACCACUCCCAGAAGGCUGGGAGAAGCGAGUGGAUGCUAACAGUCGAGUGUACUUUGUGAAUCAUAAAAACAGAACAACACAGUGGGAGGAUCCCCGGACACAGGGCAUCGUCCAGGAAGACCCCCUACCAGAGGGCUGGGAGAUGAGGUAUACAGCAGAAGGUGUCCGUUACUUUGUGGAUCAUAAAACAAAAUCUACUACAUUCCAGGAUCCAAGAGGAGGACCAUCCAAAGGUCCCAAGGGUGCAUUUGGAGUACCAAUACAGUACGAGAGAAGUUUCCGGUGGAAGUUGGGACAGUUCCGAUACCUCUGUUCCUCCAAUGCUCUGUCUGGACAUGUUAAAAUUACUGUGUCCAGGGACAACUUGUUUGAGGACUCUUUUGCACAGAUUAUGAGGCUACAGCCCUAUGACCUGAGGAGAAGACUUUAUAUAAUUUUCAAAGGAGAAGAAGGACUGGAUUAUGGGGGUGUGGCCAGGGAGUGGUUUUUCCAUCUAUCCCACGACGUGCUGAAUCCCAUGUACUGCUUGUUUGAGUAUGCCAGCCAUAGUAACUACAGCUUACAGAUAAACGCUGCCUCCAAUGUCAACCCCGACCACCUCGUAUACUUUAGAUUUAUCGGACGAUUCAUUGCCAUGGCCCUGUACCAUGGGAAGUUCAUCGACAGUGGCUUCACGCUGCCAUUCUAUAAGAGAAUGUUGAACAAGAAACUCCACCUGACUGAUAUUGAGACAAUAGACCCCGAGUUCUUUAACUCCCUUACCUGGAUCCAGGACAACAACAUAGAUGAAUGUGGCCUCGAGCUGUUCUUCAGCGCCGAUUUUGAGGUGUUGGGCAAGAUUGAGCAGCAUGAUCUGAAAGAGGGUGGGGCCGACAUCCGGGUCACUGAGGAAAACAAGGAGGAGUAUAUCAACCUGAUGACCAACUGGCGAUUCCAGCGAGGGGUUGAGGACCAGACUAAGGCUUUCCUGGAUGGCUUCAGCGAGGUGGUGCCUCUCCAAUGGCUCCAGUACUUUGACGAGAGGGAGCUUGAGUUGAUGCUGUGUGGUAUGCAGGAGGUGGAUGUGGAUGAUUGGGAGAGAAAUACUAUUUACAGACAUUAUCAGAGAAACUCCAAACAAGUUGUCUGGUUCUGGAAGUUUGUGAGAGAAAUAGACAAUGAGAAACGUACAAGACUGAUGCAGUUUGUCACUGGCACGUGUCGUUUGCCAGUUGGAGGGUUCGCCGAGUUGAUGGGAAGCAACGGUCCUCAGCGAUUCUGUAUAGAGAAAGUAGGCAAGGAGACCUGGCUGCCGCGCAGUCACACCUGUUUUAACCGGCUAGAUUUACCCCCGUACAGGACCUACGAACAGUUAGUGGAAAAAUUGACAAUGGCAAUCGAGGAAACAGAAGGUUUUGGACAAGAAUAAUGUUUGGUUGACAAAUAACAACUGGUGAUAAAGGAACCUGUAAUGGACAUAUUUGUACAUAAAAAUUGUAACAAAAAACUCUUUUUAUUUCUGAGUGAGAAUGAAGUAAAUGAAUCGUUCCUAUAUACCAACACUAAGUAUACCAAAACUGUACUGAAUCCUUUGUGAAGCACCUCUCUUGUACUGAGUGUCUGUAGAAUUAUCUGUGAAGGGCAGGUACUGAAAUCCAUGUGUGAGGGUGAAGGUGUUAUUGGGUCACUCUGAUCAGCAGUAGGGAAUAUUCUAUGCAGGACACACAUCAUCUAUAUUUGCUCAAAAACAGCCUCUUUCUCUUAUAUCAUUCUUCUACAGAAUCUGGAAUUUGAAUUUUGAAUUAUUUUUUGGAGAAUUUAAAUGGGAACCUUUCAACAUGGAUCAAGGUGACAACAGUGGAUCACUUACGAACAGAGGAAUAUCCCAGGCUUUCACUGAGGGAAGAAAUGUUACAUCAGAAUGGUACAUCUCAAAAUACUACCAUUUAUGGAGUUAAAGUUACCUUUAGAAGCAAAUUCAAUGAUGUUGCAGGAAUUGUGAUGGAGAAAAUGUGUCACUUGUUAAGUGAGGAGUGCUGGUUUGUAAUAAACCUACCUUGCUAUGGUAACAGAUGUUUGAGGAAGGAAAUAGUGAUAAGGCCACAUGGUGAUCAUGAUGUUACAGUGGAACUUUUUCAAAAAAUUCUAUUAUUGUGAAAAGCAAAAUAAUUUAAAAUAUCAUUUACACUUUUACAGAAAUUGAUAUUAUGCAAAAACAUUUACUUUAUAAAAAUAAAUCUUUUAACCAUUCACAUGAGUCAAAAAAUAUUGCACUGUGGGAAAAGAAUUUUGAUCACCUCUCUAACAUUAAGAUACUUGUACAAGCACCUACAAUUGUGGUAUCAAAAAUUAAAGGAACAUUUGCAUGACCAGAAAAACACAAGGAUUUCUGAUUCAGUCUGGGAUAAUGAAGUUGAUGAUGAGUGAAAUGAGAACAACUGUGAAAUAAUGAUUGAAUACUAUUUUUGUAUUGAGAUGUUGGACAAUAAGAAUUAAUGAUGUGUUAAGGUGAGGACAGUUUUGUGUAUCGUUGAUUCUGUGUUAGUAUAGCAUGCGGUAUAUUACCGUUAUACAGAAGGUUUUAUAGAGUACAGUGGGCUUUCAUGUCCAGGCACAUACACACAGGCAAAUCUGGCAAAUCCCUGUGGCGUAAGUGUCAUGUUGAUUUUUUGUUUUUCCCUACCCAUUUUCUCAAAUGUACAGUUCUGUUUUGCCUUUAUAUCUUAGUCUAUUAAGACAAAUGAAAUCUUUUAUAACUGUGUACUAUUUGCAUUUCAAAGGUUUAAUUUAAACCUGCAAAAUUAUUCCAGGAAAAAAAUCAAAUAUAUGACUCAUCAAUUUAUAAUUUAUACUGUAUGUACAAGUCCAUAAUUAAGGUCAAGAUAAUUUUGCUUUUAUCUGUAGAUCUCAAAUACAUAGAAAGUCUAAAAUCAGUUAUGCUUCUGCUUCCUAUUUCUUAUAGAAGAAGGAUAAAUAUACUUUAAAAUAGAAAACACAAUUUCACACCUGUAUAUCUAUAAUUGUAUUUGUUGAAUCCUAGACCGGAAGUUAAUACAUAUUUUAUCAGUGUCUCUAUUCAAGGAAUUACAUUUAUUGGAAACAUCUUGAUUAAAUGAAAUUCCAUCUUGUAAUGUUCACCAUUACCUCCCAUAUGUGAGGCAGAACUGUAAGUUUUGUAGUUACCUCCCUUUCAGUUUUAGCAAAUAACCUGCAAUUUAAUUCCCGUUUCUGUUUUGUAUAUUAUAACAACUGUGAUUUGUACACAGGACAAAAUAUGUUGCAAAUAUAUAUAUAUAUAUUGUUGAUUCUGUUAUUUUGUCUGAGUGAGUCGCCUUGUUUGUUUUAUUAUCAACUUUUUGAGAUUUUAUUUCAAUAUCAUGAGCAUGUUCUGUAUAUCCUGAUAAUGGAUUCAGGGGGUAUUUCUCCACAGUUUUAAUUCAUAUCUGAUCAUUUAAGAACUUUAGAACUCCAUUGACAUUAUAGACAUGUCUAGUAUAAGUCAAGAAACAUUAGUAUUGCCUGAGAAAUGUGUCUAGUUUCAUUGGGGAUGCGUCUGAUAUCACCCCCAUGUGUGUGUAAUACAGCCUGAGAGACAUAAUAUGAUGCUAGACGUGUCUAGUAGGGCCACCGAGACAUAGCUAGGUUGCUUUUGUGUAUCCCAGUUAACGUCUGCUGGAUAACUGAACUACUUGGAAGUGAAGCGGACUUAAAACCACUCAAACAAACAAACAAGUAUCCCAGUUGAAAUGAUUCAGAUGGCUCUUUGGCCAGAACUGAGCCGACCUUAUAGGCAGAGUUUUUAUGACAAAUAAGGAACAAUAAAUCAGGAAUUAUGUGAGGUCCUUUCACCUUCAUGUUCAAUUUUACAUCAUAUCCUGGAAAUAUAUGUGUGAAUUGACAUUAUUUAUGUAAAAAUACUGCAAACCAGCAAUAGUCAACCUUAUAGUUUCGGCGAGGAGCGUCUGGACCCCUUGACAGAGGUCAGCCUCAGUCCAGAUCUGUUCUUCUUGUUUUCAUUCAGGUGCAGCCAAUUGAAACAGUUGAACUGGAUACGCACAAGCAGCCCUAGUUUGACUUGACAGUAUGACCUAAUAGACAUAACUAGUAAGAACUGAAAUGUGUCGUUUUAUGAUUCAAGAAAUGUCAAGUAAGGCUUCAGAGACAUGUAGUUAAGAACUGAAAUGUGUCGACCAGGAUACAAGGAGAAUCUAGUAGGGCCAAUAAAUGUGUUACUUUUAUACAAUAUUCUUCAAUUUUAAUUACACAGAAAAUGUCAUUCUGAUGUCUCACUGAUAGUUAUUUAGCCUAGACUCAUGCAAUGUUGCCAAAUUGUUUGGAAUAAGAAUUAAUGCCUUAUUAUAAACAUUAGUACAGUGAUAAUUUUCAGUAAAAAUUGUUUUGGAGCUUGAGUUAUUUUUAUAAAGGUAAGUUCCACUGUUAUUUAACUAAGAAUUAUUUGAUUUUUUUCUCCCUUGGAUGAUAUUUGUAAAUGCCUAAUUGUAGAUGUAGGAUAAUUUUAUAUGUUGAAUCACUCAUCUGCGACAGAUAUUUUUGAAUGAAAGAAGAUGUAAUUGAUUAUCACAACGCAAAACUUUGAAAGUUUGAAAUUAAUGACUGCUUGGGAAGAUGCGAGUCUGCAUGAAUGUGUUGAUUUUGUUUUUUAAUAUGCUAAGUUAUUUUCCUUUGGUAUGGAAGAGUGUAUGUUGUACGCACUGUUAAACAGUUAGGUUGUAGCUAGAGAGGACAUCUUCUAUCACCACACCCCUCCAUCCCAGAAAAACCACACGGUGACACACUGUCACUAAAUAUAUCUGUAUAUAAGGUAUUUUAGUGAUAUCAGAAAGUGCAGGCAAACAAUUAUUUGUUCACUUCCUAUUUGUAGGCAGUAUGAAUACUUCAUAGAGAGAUGACAGCAAUCUACGCUGAAACAUUGUGUACAAGUAACAACAAACAUGCAGAACAGAUAACAACAAACAUGCAGAACAGAUACAUGUGUGGGUAAUACAAUUUAAAUACAUUAAUGCCCUAGGCUAUAUAGUAUCUGGGCCAGCUUAUAUAUUACUGACACAUUAAAUGAGAAUAAUUGUUGAAAAUUGGGAGUUAACUGAUCAGUGUUGAAUUAUUCAUUGGGUAGGUUUGUAGUAUGUUAUAUAAACAGUUAGGUAGUAGUGAUAGCAGCAGCUACAGGUUCUAAAAUAGGUACAGCUGAAACUUGAGCCAGACCACCAGGCUGUUGCCAAUUACUUUGUAUUUCUUUUGAAGAGCUUCAAAAGGAAAAUACAUAUUUCUCUCACAUUUGGUUGGACACAACUGCUGAUCAUCCAGUUGAAUAACACUAUGUAUCAGUAGGAUCGGUAAAAUCCCUGAUUUUAUGUUCCUCAUUAAGGAACAUUCAUUUGCAGAGUGGUAGUUUAUAAAAGUGAAUUCUGGACUAGAGGUUUUGAUAGAUGAUGUCCCCUUUGUUUUAAUUGUUAAUGACCUGUGCGUGAGAAUCAUAACUGAACAGCCUUUUUAUAUAUGUGUGUCAUGAAUAUUCACCUAGGGUUUUUGACAUGAAUAUUCAGUGUAUAUGUUUAGCAUGAAUGUCAUAAAUAUUCAAAGGAAAUGUGAUGAAUAUUCAGUGAAAGUGUGUGGGUGUCGAGAUUUAUUGAUCACUGUGAUGGUAACAAAUUUGUACAUACUAGAUAUGGUCUAUUCUGUCCAUGACGUCUUUGCCAGAGAUCUUGGAAGAGUGGACAUCUGGAACUGUACAUAUCCUUGCAAUAUUUAACAUAAUACUGUAACUAACACUACUAAUCCAUCGUGUGACUGUCUACAAGUCUACUCCUCAGUAGCUUUGCUUUCUCAUUUUCAUCAAGGAAUCUGGCAGAUUUUUUCUAUUUUCUUCAAUUGUGUAAACCAUAUAGAGCUUCAAUGUCAUGAUUUGUAUACAACGUUUUGCAGGAAACUUGAUUUCCUGUCAGUAUGGUCCAUUCGAUGAGUUGGGGAUCUAGCCACACAUGCAUUAAGAUUGGGUCCACUGUUAUUUUCCGGUGGAAAUCAUAAUUUUUUGUUUGGUAGAAAUAUUUAAGACUUCAUCCUUGUUUAUUAAUUGAGAGAGCAUGUGAUUCCUUCACACGAUAAAGUUGAAAAACAGUCUCUUAUGUGUAUAUGGGAUCAUCAUCAUCAUCAGAAAGACAGCUUUCAGUUACAGAUAUGCAACUGGUGAGAUUGGAAGUAUAAAAACAGGUUGCUAAUGUGAUUAUCAUAAUAUAUGAUUGGAAAUAUUUUAAAGCAUUAUAACCAGACUGAUUAUUAUCUUGCUUUAAUUUUUAGAAAACUUGUAUCAUCACUUUGCUACAGAUGUCAUAUUCAAAUACCUGUAGAUUUAUUUGAUUCUUACGUGAAAGGAAUAGGCUAGACAAUUUUGUUACCGAAAGUGAAGUCAUGGCCUUUCUCUGUAUACACAAGAGUUUAUCACAUUGAUUUGAUGGUUUUUGUUGACCCUGUAUUUAUUUUAUAUUGCUGUAAUCGUACAGUGAGGAGGACUGCACUGAAGUCUGUUUCCAAUCAACCUUUCUUAUUCAAUUCAUGCUUGAAUUUAUCUGUUAUAUACGAAGACCCCGUCGUGGAGACAUUAUCUGUCAAAUAGAAAAAAAAUGUAUACUGGUCAGUUUAUAUAAGGGUCAUUGUAGGCAGGUUUUAUCUGUCAAAU